UUUCGCAGGCGCGCGCUGCACGGAUGCUGGAGGCGCUCGCCGCGCGCCCUGCUCCCCGCCACCAUGUCCAACCCUCCGCACGACCCGUUCUACUCGUCGCCCUUCGCGCCGUUCUACCGGAGACACUCGCCGUACGUGGUGCAGCCCGAGUACCGGAUCUACGAGCUCAACAAGCGCCUGCAGUCCCGCACCGAGGAGAGUGACAAUCUGUGGUGGGAUGCAUUCGCUACAGAGUUUUUUGAGGAGGACGCCACGCUGACCCUCUCCUUCUGUCUGGAGGAUGGACCAAAGAGAUACACUAUUGGACGGACCCUCAUCCCUCGUUACUUCAGCACGGUGUUUGAAGGAGGAGUGACGGACCUGUACUACAUCCUCAAACACUCCAAAGAGUCCUUCCACAACUCCUGCAUCACUGUGGACUGUGACCAGUGCACCAUGGUCACCCAGCACGGCAAGCCCAUGUUCACCAAGGUGUGCACGGAAGGACGUCUGAUCCUGGAGUUCGCCUUCGAUGACCUGAUGCGGAUCAAGACAUGGCACUUCACCAUCAGACAGUACCGUGAGCUCAUCCCACGCAGCGUCCUUGCCAUGCACGCUCAAGACCCUCAGGUUCUGGAGCAGCUCUCCAAAAACAUCACCCGAAUGGGUCUCACCAACUUCACCCUCAACUACCUCAGGUUGUGUGUUAUCCUGGAGCCCAUGCAGGAGCUCAUGUCCCGACACAAGACCUACAGCCUCAGCCCCAGAGACUGUCUCAAAACCUGCCUGUUUCAGAAAUGGCAGCGGAUGGUGGCACCACCAGCGGGACAUCCACAGAACUUCAAAACGGAAAUUUUCCCCUCAAAUCACAAAAAAGAGCCCACUCGACAGACCACCACGAAAAGGAGAAAGAGAAGGAACUCGGCCAGCAGCGCGUCUAACAGUAGCCUUGGCAACAGUGCGGGCAGUAAGAAACGGAGCCCAGCCAACAGCUUCAACCUGACCAGCCAGGUACCUGACGUGAUGGUGGUGGGUGAGCCCACCUUGAUGGGUGGGGAGUUUGGUGAUGAGGACGAGCGUCUGAUUACGCGGCUGGAGAACACGCAGUAUGACGCCACCAACGGCCUCGACGACGAUGACGACUUCACCAGCUCGCCGGCACUCGGCAACAACAGCCCGUGGGCCAGCAAGCCGCCCCCAGGCCAGGACAGCAAACCCGAGAGCACAGCCUCCCAACCCUCUCAGUAAAGAGACACUGCAUGCAGUGCUGCCUCUGCGCCAUCAGGGUGGCGCUGUCUCUCUCUCUCACACACUUUCACUCUUUUUUCUUUUUUCCACCAACAAGAUGUCGAAACCUUCUCAGAAACCAGUUUUUUAAGAAUGGCUGUUCCACUGCCUUGUGAUGCCGUUCUCCCACAGCUCACUGCAGUGUCGUUUGAUACGACUAAAAGUAAACAGCCUUUCAUUGUAAAAAACUCUUUAGUCUGAAUAACAGGUUGACAUGUUACAUGCAGUAAAUUCAGCAUUUAAAGGCAAAACAACUUGAAAUGGUUGGCUACUGCGCAGUUUGGAGAGCAAGCAUGCUAACUAGCACAAUAGCUAGUUUACCUGAAGUUGUCAGCGAAUCUAGCUGACGUUUUAACAAGUUACAGAUCACAUUCUUUAAAAACUUACUAAAACUUUUUGUGCUUUUUCUGUAAGGGAAGGCUUGUUAUUUGAAGCUGUGUCAAACCUGACAGGUUUAGUUUUGUACAUUGCAAUUCCUCCAGCUAAUAAUGAGAUUUAACUAAAAUUCUCCACAAAACACUCAAGACUCGGUUUGUACCUGAAACACAGAGAGUUGGGGUUUCGACUUGGACUUACAUGAAUCAAUCUGUGAACCUCUGUGCUAUAUGCUAACAUUGCUAACAAGUAAUGAAGUUAAUAUUGCCAGUUAGCAAGAUGCAAAUGAAACCAUGCUAGCAUGAUUUUAUUUAUAUUAUGCUAACUGUCAAUUUGCUUCACGAUAAAUACCUUUAAUUUCUUGUUAGCAAGGUUAGCAUGUUAGCAUAUUUAUUUUGUACUUCCUUUGAGGACCAUUUUGCUUGUGAAGCAUUAGGUUGUGUUUCCAGCUGUGAUGACCCUACUAAAACCCCUAAGACCAGAAUGAAUUUCAUGCUUUUUAACCUUGUCUAGUGCUGGCCUGGGGCUAGUUAAACUGGGUCAUGCUGGUUGACCACCACGCCGGCUUCCAAAACACAACAAAUUCUGGUUCUGCUGGUCUGUGCUGGUUUGUCUAGCAGAAAAAUCAUGUUUUUUUGAGAUAUUUUCCAUAAAAAUGUGGAAAAUAGAGGUUCUCUUAUGAACUUCAUGCUGUCAUGACCCUUUAGAUCACCAUUCCUUAGUUCCAGACCAACAGGUUAAUGGGACUGGAAUGGCUCCGAUUUUGUGGAGACGUGUGGAACAACUCAAGUUUAGGCACUGGCACCGAGUUGGUGGAAAAAAGGCUUGUUUUUUUCUGACCUCACUUUCUAUCCCAAUGAUGUAAUUCUCCUGUCAUGAUUUCAAUGGCAUUGUCCAUUUUCUCCAGAGACUUUAAUUUCUUUGCUUUGGGCAACACAUUGAGAAGCUCAUCAGACUAAACAAUGGAUACUUCUAAAAAUGAACUGAAAAAGGAAAGAAUGCCAUGAAAAGAGAAGCCUGCACUGAUGUGUGAGAUGUUUUGGGGGACUAAAGCAGCCCAAAGCAGCAGCAUAUAAACUAUAGACGGUCACCAAGGUAGCAAUACAUCUCCAUGGCGACUGCAGUUUCCAGCGGCGCUGGACGACGGCCAAUCACAGACGAGACGGGUGCUGUUGGUUGUCCUCUCAUUGGAGAGCCGCCGAACUCCAAAAGCAGCCGCUGAGGCUGACCCCUUCACAAUUACAUCGUUUUAGGUUCACUCAGCUUUAUUAUUAUCAUCAUUUUUUCAUUCUUCUUCAGUUACUUGCAUUCUUCCGACACAAAGACGUUCCUCGUCUUUUGCUCUUGUUUGAGGGGGGAGAAGAGAUUCUGCAAUUGUGUAAAAUUUACAGUUGUAAUUUUACCAAAAAAAAAAAUUAUUUUGUUUUCUGGGUCUAACUGUGUUAUUUUUAAGGACGUUGUGAAUAUUCUGUGAUCUCCUUGUACUGUACCAAUGAGGUUGGGACUCGUUCUCCGAUCGAAGGCACAUAUUGAAAAGCAUAUUCGUCCAAAUCUUACCUCUUUAUCCCUUUAACAACCUGUUCCCAGACUGGACUGUAACACGUUCCUGCAUGAUGUUUUGAAAUCUGUAAAGCAUUUUCUGUUCAUUUCCCAGGUUGGAGGCCACGCUGGGUUCAGUUCAUCGGUUUAGGAAAGCUGUCAGAAGGGUUGUGGCUGUGUAAAUAAAGACGCCGUCCGCUCUGUUGGAUCCUGUUGAAGGCCACUGACCCUGAUGUGUAAAGGCAGCUGUUUUGAUUGACUUCAAGUUGGCAGUGUUGUUAGAGGCCUCACCAGUGUGCACCUAAAUAAGAGACGUCCUUUAAUUAAGCGUAAAAAGCUUAUCAAUUCGGGAUCCGGUGGCUCUGCACAAAUAGAGGCUUUGUGUAUUGUGUAAAAUUUCCAGUAACAUCAGGCUUAAAUGUGCAAAAGUAAAGAAUUUAACAGUGAUGAUGAUGAUGAUGGUCAGAACGGUCUGUACACAGCCAACCAAACCAUGUAUUUUUGGGUCUGUUCCUUUUGUCUUUUAAUCGUUUUUACAAUUCAACCUUUUUUCCCCUAAAUAACUUAUACCCUGCUGUAUUUCCAAGACCAACAUAAUGGACGAGACUUCUCAGAGUUCUCAGAGGUCUUCUGUUCCAAUCUUGUAUUACUAGAACUCUGCACUCUUUGUAUAAUAUUUAGCAGAGCUGUUUUUGUGUCAUAUCCAAAGUCUUGUAUGUAUGCUUUGCCAUUUUGUGUGCCAAUAAAACGUGCUUACAGGACGCA
Molecule: messenger RNA, 3945 nt
Organism: Colossoma macropomum (tambaqui)
Lineage: Eukaryota; Metazoa; Chordata; Actinopteri; Characiformes; Serrasalmidae
Gene: ldb2a
Product: LIM domain binding 2a
Exons: 9
Coding region: 64-1227 (387 amino acids)
Biological process (GO): negative regulation of transcription by RNA polymerase II; positive regulation of transcription by RNA polymerase II; nervous system development
Cellular component (GO): transcription regulator complex; nucleus
Molecular function (GO): LIM domain binding
Source: RefSeq, a predicted model, not a curated record